This is a messenger RNA of Dentiscutata heterogama, 621 nucleotides long. The record is from the annotation of a GenBank genome assembly. NCBI's taxonomy places the organism in Eukaryota, Fungi, Glomeromycota, Glomeromycetes, Diversisporales, Gigasporaceae.
UCUUCUUCCAGUUCUAGAGACACUAUGUCCUUAUGUAAAAACUUGUUGACUGAAUCUCAUUUUGGGUCUUCUGAAGAGUCGAGAAGAAAGAAGCAAAAACAUAGUAAAGAAAAAAAAACUGAUACAAGAAAAAGUUUGACCAGUGCUCAGAAGGCUGAAAUAUGCUAUCUAAAACUAAAAGGCAUUAGUCAAGUUAAACUAGCUAAACAGUUUGGAGUUGCCAAAGCAACAAUUUCAGCUAAAAAAUUUCCUUUGUUAGAAGAAGCACUUGCACUUUGGAUAUCAAGAGCAAAUAGAAUGAUCCAUAACUGUUGGAGGAAGACUGGCAUUUUGCUAGAGGAUUUUCUUAGUAAAUUAUUUCUGUAUGAGGAACUUAACCAAGCCAAUGAACCUGAUAUUACUGAUGAUAUUCAGGAAUUGAUUAUGCAAUUGCCCCUCGACCAACUCAUGGAUACACAAGAAUAUGUGAUUGCUGACAAUAACCUUAUCACCACUGAAAUGCCAACCGAUGAAGAAAUAAUUGAGGCUGUCAAGAAUUGUGAUUGUAUUGAACCUGAAGAAGAAAGUCAAUGCAAACUGAUAUCACUUGCAGAAGAUUUAGAAAAAUUGAAAAAAAAGUAA